ACAGUUAACAAUCUGCCAACGGAUACUAAUCAUUGGCAUGCCUCCUCGGCUUUUCAUUCUUUGCCAUCCUCGCUCCCAAGUUGGAGCAAACGUAACCCAUCGAAUGCUCGUGCUGCACUUCCGUUUUCACCAUGGCCGACACCACGACGCCCGUUGAUGCCCCAGUUGUAUCGUCCGUCCCUCCAGCAUUGGACGCACAGCAAAAGAAGCAGCAGCAAGAGAUGAUGCUCGAUGAAGACCCGUUGCUUAUAUCGCAAACUCUCACCUAUGUAACAGAUGACGGAAGUGUGCUGCAUUCCUUUCAAUCGUCGUCCUUCUCCUUCGGGUUCAAGCUCCGAUUCAUCAUUCUGGAGAUAAUAUUUGUCCUUCUAUUGGUUGCAGCAGUGCCGAUUGGGGCCCAUGGCACCGUGGUCGCUGUAUCAGUCGCCAAUCUACUCGUGCUGGCUUGGUUUUGGUACAAUCUAGUGAGAUCCGUUGAUGUGACCGACGAUGGAGCUCUGCGAUUUUGGAUUGGCAACAUUGAGGUGGAUGUUCCCUUUGACAAAAUUGUCUCCAUUCGACGUGUCGCUUCCACCUCUCCUUGCAGCAGCAUGAUGGCAUUUUCCUAUCCCUACAGAGGAUUCUUGUCGGAUCCUACUGAUGGAGUAGCCAUUGUCACCACAGUGCCAAGCACACCCUUUUGGCUCUGGCCUCGAUCGGCAGGAAAGCCUGACCGAUCAUGUUGCUUUGGCAUCUUUGCCUGUCCGAGGCUAACUGUGAUGUUCUCACCUACGGGAGGAAGCUUGAACUUUAUUCGAGAAGUGGAAAACGAAAUGCGCAAUUUCUCCAACGGAAAGAUGCAGCGAAACAGAAAGCCAAAGAGCACAACACCAACAGCCAACCCUGACUUUCUGGAUGUUUAGAUCAAUAGACAAGGAUAGAUCAGUCAUUUGGAAACGAAAAACAACAAAUCUGGUCUUCUCUACCCCUGCACACGACAAUUUUGGAUCGAGGGUCACGGGUUGCCCAGGUACUGGUACCACCACCAGCGCAAGGACGCUUUGUUGGAACACAAAGGGUUCUCUCAUCAUAGCCAUUGGCGUUGUCGGCUCAUCAAAACUUUAUAUCACAGACGCUGUCAACACAAAGCUACUGUAUAGUACAAAUAAAUGAUAGCAUGAAGUAUUGUGUUACUAUCUCUUCAUAGUGCUGCCACUUUCUCUUUUGCUGACUCCGGUGCUACGAUUGGAACAGCUAUGGCAUCGGCGUUGUCAUUGCCAUCAUCAUUGAAUGCUACAGGCAAGUCUUCCGUCACUGUGGACUCUGUAAUCAUUCUUCUAGCCUCGGCUUUCACUGCGACGUCACCAACAUUGUCAGUGUUCCUGUCGUAUUCGUAGGAGUUUGGCUCGCCCAAAAAUGGAGUGACAGAUUGUGGCAAGGGGACACCCUCAGUAACUGUGUAGGCUGCAAUGGAUGUCGCCAUGUCCAGUGCUACAGGGAGGGGCAGUCGUACAAUGAAACUCAGUCCAAACCACAUCCUGGCAAACCAAGAUUCAUGUUUGUCAUUGAAAGGCAAUCCGGGCCAACCAGCAAGGAAACCACCCCAGAGUGGCAGUGGCAACUUGAAAAAGCCAUCAAAGAAUCCACGCAACCCUACGACAUCCUGUUUCAUGAGAAACUCUCCUCCAAAGACGGCAAAGUUUCUCUGUCGAAUAUUUUCCGGAGUCCACAGUGAAUGAUACGCGGAUGCGGCUACCUUGUCCAAGUUGGGUUUGCUACCGCUUGCCAUUUCCUUUUGAAUGGCAUCUGCCAUUUUGGUGGCGCCCAUCAUGCAUCGGCACAAAUGGUACCCAGUACUGGGAUGGACCAUCGCAGCAGAGCCACCAAGCCCCAUCACACGUUGAUCACGAACGGGCAGGGCACCUCCC
Seminavis robusta is the source of this 1907-nucleotide messenger RNA. The record is from the annotation of a GenBank genome assembly. Lineage: Eukaryota; Bacillariophyta; Bacillariophyceae; Naviculales; Naviculaceae.